AUGAAAAUAGCGAUCGAAGGCUGUUGUCAUAGUCAACUAGAGACGAUCUAUAGAACCUUAGAGCAUAUUCAACAGGUAGAAAAAAUCAAAAUAGAUCUAUUGUUGAUAUGUGGCGAUGUUCAGACUGUUCGCAAUUGGGCAGAUCUAGAUUCUGUAGCAGUUCCAAUAAAGCAUCGAUACCUGGGCACCUUUUAUAAAUAUUAUUCUGGGGAAUGUAAAGCUCCGAUUCCGACACUCGUGAUCGGAGGAAAUCAUGAAGCGAGCAAUUAUUUGUGGGAAUUAUAUCAUGGAGGAUGGGUGUGUGAAAAUAUAUAUUUCCUUGGAUAUGCAGGAGUUGUCAAUUUUGGUGGUCUUCGAAUAGGAGGAAUCUCUGGGAUUUAUAAGAUGAAACAUUAUGAUUUGGGUCAUUUUGAGACUCUUCCAUAUUCGGAUUCAGGUCUGAGGAGUAUAUAUCACAUUAGGAAUUAUGAGGUCACUAAACUUGAACAACUAAGAAAACCGUUAGACAUUUUUAUGUCACAUGAAUGGCCUCGAGGUAUCGAGCGAUACGGAGAUACGCGGCGCUUGAUUGCAAAUAAACCUUUUUUUCAGGGCGAAGCAAUAGCAACCUCUACCACUAACACUGCAAUAGAAGUAACAAAAGCACAAAUUCCUGUCGUUGAUCCGGAUGAAAUUCAAAUUGAUAUAAAUGAAUCCGAAGAUAAUAACGAUUUAAUGGACAAAGCAGAAGACGAUGGAAAAUCUACUGCGAUAACAACAGAAGAAUCGAAAGAUGUUAUAAGUUUGUCGACGACUCCUCCACGUUUUGACAAUGCUGUGAUGCUGACGGUGGAAGACGACGACGAAAUUAUGACAAAUAGUAAUACAAUGGAUGCAUCUACGCCUCCAGUUGACUUCAGCAUUUCAUCGCCAUCGUCAUCUGCUGGCGAUGUUUUAGAUUUUCCAGAAGCAAAUGGACCAUUGGAGUUCACGUAUGAUGAAGAAUGGUUAGCAAUCACGAAAGCGAUGCAUCCGUAUCUUAGUAUUGCUCAACAUCAGACAAAAAUACCGUCUGACCCAGAGUUACAACGACAAAUUGAAGUUCAAAAGACAUGGGUGCGUGAAAAUAUCGCUUCACGAGCGAAUGGACUCACUAUUCCGCAUAAUUUCAAGCACACGAGUCCGCCAAUCGUUGAAGAUGAUAAUAAUCUUAAGUGGAAUUCAUUGGAUCCUCGCGUCGAAAACAAGAUUAAUCCAAAAGGUCAAAUUGUUAAAUAA
Molecule: messenger RNA, 1257 nt
Organism: Ambispora leptoticha
Lineage: Eukaryota; Fungi; Glomeromycota; Glomeromycetes; Archaeosporales; Ambisporaceae
Source: the annotation of a GenBank genome assembly